This is a messenger RNA of Cotesia congregata, 1755 nucleotides long. Lineage: Eukaryota; Metazoa; Arthropoda; Insecta; Hymenoptera; Braconidae. The record is from the annotation of a GenBank genome assembly.
AUGAGUCAUUGGGUCAAUAGUAAGAUGGCGCCGAAUAGAUACACAUGUUUAGCGUGCAAUAGACAAAUUAGAGUAGAUGCAGGUUGCAUCGGAUGCUGUGAAUGCAAAAAAUGGUUUCAUAAAUCUUGUAGUGGCUUAAGUGUUAGUGAAUUCAAAAAAUGGUUUCAUAAAUCCUGUAGUAGCUUAAGUGUUAGUGUAUUCAAAAAAUACUACGCUGAUUUUAAAAAAACUAAUAAAACAAGCUGGAAAUGUUCGCGCUGCUCAUUUGAGGUUAGUAUUGUUGACUCAGGAGAUGAGAUUGAUGAUACUGAUGACGAAUCGCCACUAAGUAUUAAGCAAAUUGAACAAAUGUUUAUCAAAUACAUUACCCCGUUCAAGGAGAAAAUAGAUAAACUCGAAGAUAGUGUUAUAGGAUUACACGCAGAUUUAAAAAAAUUUACGGAGCAAAAUAAUAAACUCACUCAACAACAAAAAUCAUUAGAAAAAAAGAUUACUGAUAUUGAAAAGCAACUGGUGUCUGUCAAAAGCGGUUCUGCUGACCAAAAUGAAAUAAUCUCAGAGCUGAAUGAGCGUAAAAAGCGUGAAUCGGAAGUCAUCAUUAUAAAUGUACUAGAGUCCAAGAAACCACCCGGUGUAGACCGACGUCAAGAAGAUGUGGAGAUAAUCAAAACACUUAUCCCACCGGACAUAUCUAACUUGUUACCUGAUAUCAAACUUCGUCGUCUUGGGAAGCCAACGCAGGGGAAAACCAGACCAGUACUACUCUAUACACCGUCGUCUAAGGUAGCAAGAGCAAUCAUAAAGUCAAAGCCAGCUACGGAGACCAACAUUAAAUUUAAAUUUAGUUUAACCCAAGCCCAACAACAACAUCUCAGCACACUCAGAGCAGAGCUUGAUGAGUUAGCUGAGAAUGAAGACAUUAAUGAAACAAUCAAGUACAUUAAUGGCGUGCCUAAGAUACAACACGGGUUCGUUAGUGGACAUUCAACAGCCACGAACCUUUACUUAUACACUGGACAUGUCCUAGAUGCCAUGAACGAAGGAUUAACUACUCACACUAUAUACACUGAUUUUUCAAAAGCAUUCGACAUGGCAAUCUACUAUCUCAAUAAUCAUCUACUCACUGAAGGGUCUUUCGUGAAAGACUUAAGUAUAAUUGUUGACAGCAAGCUGAACUUCGUAAAACACGUUGACAAAAUAACAUCUCAGGUGUACAAGAUAUUGGGAUUCAUAAUUAGAUCAGGCAAAGAAUUUAAAGACCCCAAUACGUUAAUACACCUUUUCAAAACAUUGGUUCACCCGAUCCUAGAAUACUGCAGCAUCAUUUCGUCACCUCAUACACAGGGCCUGGUCGACGAGGUUGAAAAAAUACAACGCAAAUUUUGCAAAUUUGUAUCAUACUUUAUGUACACAAAAGAUGUCCACUUAAGUACAGAAGAGGUAUAUAAUCAGUUCAAGCUGGACAGUUUGAAAAACCGUCGUAUUGUUGCAGAUCUUACAUUUUUCUACAAGGCUAUCAAUGGCGAAAUACAGUCUCCAGAAAUACGUAAUCAAUAUGAGCUGAUUGAACUUAGAUCAGGCUUAAGAUCUACUAGACUACUAAGUAGCACGAAAACAUCAAAAAACUAUGUCUAUCAUGGACCUAAAAACAGAAUAUCAAACCUAGUCAAUAAAUAUAGCUCAGACAUCGAUUUCUUCAUGGACUCAAUCUCAAGUUUCACCUCCAAAGUCAAGAAUUCAAUAUCAACCAGCUAG